This is a messenger RNA of Tripterygium wilfordii, 3701 nucleotides long. Its product is annotated as flowering time control protein FPA. Bases 252 to 3215 code for a protein of 987 amino acids. Gene Ontology annotation, molecular function: RNA binding. The transcript is spliced from 6 exons. Lineage: Eukaryota; Viridiplantae; Streptophyta; Magnoliopsida; Celastrales; Celastraceae. The record is from RefSeq and is a predicted model, not a curated record.
CAACCCCUCUGCAAACCUAAUCUAUAACGCAACUCUUUUUCUUGUUCUUCUCUCUCUCUCUCGCUCUCUCGAUUCUUCUGAGAGUUUAUUUCCCAUACAAACAGUGUGUAGAUACGUCCGUGAUUUCACAUAUCUUUAUCAUAAUCUGUUACAUUGAUCGACUAUCGUAACCCUAGUUUGUAGGAUUUGAUUAUCAAUCGCUAAAUUACAGCAGCGACAACGUCCUAGGGUUCUAAGAUAUUGUACCGGCGAUGAAGUCGAGCAGGCCAGGCCACGGAGGAGACGACGUCGAGACGCCUUCGAACAACCUAUGGAUCGGGAAUCUGUCGACAGACGUUACCGACGAGGAUCUUAUGGAUCUCUUCGGCAAGUUCGGUGCGCUUGACAGCGUCACCACGUACUCGUCGCGGAGCUUUGCUUUUCUCUACUUCAAGCGUGUGGAAGACGCCAAGGCCGCCAAAGAGUCUCUGCAGGGAGCUGUUGUGCGCGGAAAUCCGGUUAAGAUCGAGUUUGCGAGACCGGCUAAACCUUGCAAAAAUCUAUGGGUCGGUGGAAUCAGCACAACAGUUUCUAAGGAACAGUUAGAAGAAGAAUUUCUCAAGUUCGGCAAGAUUGAAGAAUUUAGGUUUCUCAGAGACCGCAAUACUGCAUUUAUUGAGUACUCAAAGUUGGAAGAUGCUUCACAAGCCAUGAAGAGCAUGAAUGGACGGCGCAUAGGUGGUGUCCAGAUACGUGUUGAUUUCCUUAGGUCACAACCCUCAAGAAGAGAACAGUUGCCUGACUUUCGGAAUUCCCGAGAGAGUCAGAUUUUCGGCUCUCAUUCCAUAAGAAGGCCUCAGGUUACUCAGUCUUCAAUGGGGCGGAAAGGAGAUGGUCAACCCAGUAAUAUUUUGUGGAUAGGCUACCCUCCUUCUGUUCAAAUUGAUGAGCAAAUGCUGCAUAAUGCAAUGAUUCUGUUUGGUGAGAUUGAGAGAAUCAAGAGCUUCCCUUCAAGAAAUUAUUCUUUUGUGGAGUUUCGGAGUGUGGAAGAGGCCCGGCGUGCUAAAGAAGGGUUGCAGGGCAGGUUGUUUAAUGAUCCUAGAAUCACCAUUAUGUACUCUAGCAGUGGGCUGGCGCCAGGGAAAGACUACCCAGCAUUUUAUCCUGAAGUUAGGGGGGCCACACCUGACUUGUACGGUGAACAUCUAUUCGGGACUUCACAGGUGGAUAUGCUUGGCCAUAAUCUUCCACCAAUGCCAAACAAUUUUGCUGGACUAGUACAACCUAGUAGCAUUCUAGGAUCUAACAUGCCAAUGAGGCCUACUGGGUCUGGAGGUGGUAUCGAUCCUCCACUUUCAGGCCCUGAUUUUGAUGAUUUGGCAGCUCUUCACACUUUGCGGGAAAAUUUCCCCGACCACCGGAUGGGGCCAAACCGAGGAAGGCAAUCUUCUCCUGCUCCUGGGAUGCUCCCUUCUCCUGCAUCAAGGGUUAGGCCACACAUGAGGUCUGUUUCUGGUGGAUGGGAUGUGUACGAGACGCAGCUGUUUCAAGGGGAUGCUAAGCGGUCUAGGGUCGAUGGAACAUUGCCUAUAGAUGAUGCUUCUUUUUCUUUAAGAAAUAUUGAUGAUAAAGGGUUAGGAUCCGAUAGAUCAUAUGGUCGUAGUCCAACAAUUGAUGAAGGUAUUCUUGGUCCAUAUACAGCUGGGAAAGUUAAGAAUCGGCUAAGUCCUGUUGGUGCCAGGAUGCCUAGGGGAGGACCAGUUCAGGGCCAUCUUGAAGAUGACUAUAUUUGGCGCGGAAUUAUUGCUAAAGGUGGAACGCCUGUUUGUCAUGCUCGAUGUAUCCCUAUUGGAAAAGGGAUAGGAUCUGAACUUCCAAAUGUUGUUAAUUGCUCAGCAAGAACUGGAUUGGAUAUGCUCGCAAAGCACUGUGCUGAGGCUGUCGGGUUCGACAUUGUCUUUUUCUUGCCCGACAGCGAAGAUGAUUUUGCUUCUUAUACGGAAUUUCUUUGCUAUCUGGGUUCAAAGAAUCGUGCUGGCGUUGCAAAACUUGACGAUGGGACCACACUAUUCUUAGUGCCUCCAUCAGAUUUCUUAAUCAAAGUUUUGAAGGUAACAGGCCCUGAACGUCUAUAUGGUGUUGUUCUCGAGCUGCCACUGGUCCAUGAUAGUGCGACUGUGCAAAGACAAUUAUCUCAGCCUAUCCCUUCUUCAGGUUAUAUUGAUAGGCAGCAGAUGCGUCCUCCACAUGCUGACUAUAGUCUAAACCCUAAGGAGGAACAAGUUCUACAAGGAAAUUAUAGCGGGGUUAUACAUGAGGAUGCAAAGCUUCCUACAAAAUAUCAUUCAAAAGGCAGUGAGUCCCUGGCACUGCAAUCGGUUACUAAAGAGUAUGCAUCCAAUAAAACGACUGCUUUUUCUCAAGCUGGAGUUGCUUUGACACCUGAACUUAUAGCCACUCUUACAUCUUUACUGCCUGUCUCUACACAAUCUUCUGCUUUGGAAAAUGUUCAGGUGGCACCAGCACAUUCUAUCUCCAGACAUUCAGUUCCUUCAGUUGUACCUGACAGAGGGAGCUCAGCACAAGGAUGGAGGCCUGACAGUCUUGUUUCUGAGAAGUCUGAGCAUUUAUUGCAACAAUUAGGGAAUUCGUUCAAUUCUCAUGCACAGGGUCAGUCACAGCUGCACUCUUAUCCUACUGUGCCACAUACACUAGGUCAUACGAAUGCGGUUGCUAGUAGCACUCAAAUUCAAGAUUCAUCUGCUAACCGACUACAACAUAGUAUAAAUUCAUCCAGACCAUCAAUGAAUAUGGCAAUACCUUCUCAAAGUGGACAAUAUACUGUUUCCCCGAGGAUCAACCAGCCAUAUCCGUUUGAAGCUCCUGAAGGCACUCAAGGUCAUGGAAUGAUGCAUGGAAUGGAUGUUCCUAUGUUGUACAAUCCUUCUGUUGCUGAGCAGCCUAACAAUCACAUUUCCAUGUCUAAUCAUAGUCUUGGCGCAAAUUAUCCUCAUUCUCAUAGCGUUGUGACAUCCUCUGCUGACCCUGCAAAUAUGGACAUUCCAAAUCAGGUGCAGCAGCUUCAAUCUGUGCAUCCAGUUGCUGGUCAAGGAACAUCUGAGGGCGAGGAUGAUAAAGAUCAGAGAUACAGGAAAACACUGGAACUAGCUGCUAAUCUUCUCCUUCGCAUACAAAAUCAGCAGCAAACUGGUGCGCCAACAGGGGAGGGUUCUUGAAAUCAGUGAUGAUGGCCAUUCUUCUCGUCUAGGUAGUUGAGAAUUUUGGCAUGUAAAAGGAAUCAACAGAACAUAAUAGUUAAGAGGAUCAGGAGAGCAGAAAUGUGGGUAAAUAUCUGCUGUUAUGGUGUUGUAACAUUUAUGUUUUUCUUUAAUCAUUUUGGACGCAAACUUGUAAGGUUUAAGCCCAAAAUUGAUGAUCACAUUUUGUAGGGAUGGACUAGUAUCUAAUCUUAUCCCCGACAGUGAUGAUGGUCCAGAUCCAGUUGGAAUUUAUGUGCCAAAUUUGUUUCCUAGUAUGUGAGUUGGAUUUACUACCUUUUGUAUCCCAUUUACAGUGUUAAAACAGGUUAAUAUUGAGAGAAGGUAAAGACUAGGGAUCGGUAGUUGGCACCUUAUCCACAUGUAAUGGCCCACCCCUUUACACUAUCAACACUUUUGUUCAUUUUGGAUAAGUCCAUAUUGACCCGUGUGACAUUGUUCUUU